Molecule: messenger RNA, 2029 nt
Organism: Capsicum annuum
Lineage: Eukaryota; Viridiplantae; Streptophyta; Magnoliopsida; Solanales; Solanaceae
Exons: 3
Coding region: 191-1639 (482 amino acids)
Molecular function (GO): acetylglucosaminyltransferase activity
Source: RefSeq, a predicted model, not a curated record
CUCACACGGAAUUAGGAUCUUCAUUCUAUUUUUUAGGUCUAUAGACUAUAAUAGACAAAACUAAAAGUUGGAUUUAUUGUUGAAGAUUGCAACAUGAUUCUGUAACUAAGUUACCUGAAAAUAAAAUAGUAAGAUACCAAAGUUUGGUUAACUUCAUUAUGUAGUUGUCUUCCACCCAAUCUCUCUUAACAUGUCUACAUUUGAAUCACCUAUUGUGAUUUGGUUUUGCAAAACAGUGCUAAUUUGUGGGGUAGUCCUAUACGUGGCCACCAUUGUCUUUCUCAAUGUAUGUCCAUCUUCCGAUCUUAUCUCUUCUUCAAAAUUCACAGUCUCUCUUCCUGAUAAUUCUCAAUCAAAUGCAUCAUCAACUGUUACACAAAUCAGUAUUAGUGACACUAACAUUAGUCACCUUGUUUUUGGACUUUUGGGAUCAGAAGAAGCAUGGCACCAUAGAAAACCUUAUAUUGAAUCUUGGUGGAGACCAAAUGUUACAAUAGGACUUCUUUUACUAGAUGUUCCUCCUCAAGGCGAAGAUCUUCUCCCAUGGUCCUUAAAUUCACCGCCUUAUAGAUUAUCAGAUGAUGUCCCGAAACUUGUUAAUGAAACUAAUCAUGUUGAUCCACGAGUUUUAAGAAUGGUUCAUGGUAUUAUGGAGGUUGUUAGAGAGGCACAUGAAGGGGUAAGAUGGGUAAUUAUGGGGGACGAUGAUUCAAUAUUUUUCGUGGAUAAUAUGGUUGAUAUUCUUGGGCAAUAUGAUCAUACGAAAUACUAUUACUUUGGAGGACACUCGGAAUUUAUAAUUGCGAAUUCUUUUUUCUCAUUUCAUCAAGCUUUUGGUGGUGCUGGAAUCAUACUGAGUUAUCCAUUGGCUAAAGCAUUUGCGGAAAAUGUGAUGUCUUGCUUAAAGAGAUAUGCUCACUACAAAUCUGCUGAUAAAACUACAAUGAGUUGCACAGCUGAUAUUGGAGUCAAUCUUUCUCCUCUUCAGGGUAUGCAUCAGAUUGAUCUACGAGGUGAUCUAACAGGAUUUCUAUCAUCCCAUCCAAAAUCUUUACUAAUGUCCCUUCACCAUUUUGACACAGUUGAACCAAUUUUUCCCUCUAUGGACCGUGCACAAUCUGCAUAUCACCUCCAAAAUGCUGCAAAAUUUGAUCAAUCCCGCAUGUUACAGCAAACCAUCUGCUUCAAAAGAGCCAACAAUUGGACAUUUUCAGUUUCUUGGGGAUACUCGGCUCAUAUAUACGAGAACAUCAUGCCUAGAAGUUUGAUUAAAAAUCCUAUUGAAACAUUCAAACCAUGGGGUAACAUUACGUUUCCACCACAUUAUUUGUUUGAUACUAGAAAUUUUUCUUGGGAUCCUUGUGAAGCGCCUCAUAUGUAUUUCCUCCAGUCCAUUGUGAAAACACGACGAAAUAAAAUUCUUACAAAAUAUACUAGAGCAUGGCCUCGAGGAAUAGGAGUUUGUUUGCAUGCUGAAAAGUAUCCUGCGGAGUAUGUUAAUGAAAUUCAUGUUUACUCACCAGCGACAAAACGCAUCCAGAUUGAUAGAUGUGAAUGUUGUGACAUAAUUCAUAAGGCUGGAUCCUUUAAAGCUGCUAUCAAGUAUAGAGAAUGCGGGAUAAAUGAGAUAAUAGCUUGAUCAAGUUGAUGUAUAAGCAUUUUUGUUACUUUUGUUUAAUUACCAUUAAAAGUAUGACCAUCCGCUUUGUCUCUUGUACGCAUCUUUUUUUUCUUAAAGAAAAAUACAGAAAUUUAACAAAACAUUACCCAACAAGGAAAUAAAGUAUUCACAAGAAAAUCUCGAAGUAAGAUAAAAUAAAUAUUUAAAUGAAGUCUUUAAUUAUAUGCGUGGAUCCACAUUCUAUGUAAGUAUACUGUAUACAUAUUUUAUGCGAUGAUGAGGUGGAUGUUGAGUGUGUGUACUAGAGAAAAUUUAUAACAAGGACUCUUAUUGUAUAGAAAAAAAGAUGGAUAUGUACUCAUUGAUACAAUGUUUGAUAAUAAUAAAAGUAAUAUUAGUAUAUGUGUA